AUGUCUCCGUCACUAUCAGCAGCAGACCUCUUCACAGUUAAAGACCCAGUCGCCGUCGUUACUGGCGGUGCAACAGGCAUUGGACUCAUGAUAGCCAAAGGUCUGGAGGAGAACGGAGCAAAAGUCUAUAUCGUUGAGCGUCGCAAAGAUGUGUUGGAAAGUGUCGCCAAGAAAGAAGCUAAAUACGGCAACUUCAUUCCUGUCGUAGGCGACGUAACCUCAAAGGCAGACUUGGAAUAA
Messenger RNA from Diaporthe citri, 240 nucleotides. RefSeq lists its product as uncharacterized. NCBI's taxonomy places the organism in Eukaryota, Fungi, Ascomycota, Sordariomycetes, Diaporthales, Diaporthaceae. The coding region runs from base 1 to 240 and encodes 79 amino acids. The record is from RefSeq and is a predicted model, not a curated record. The transcript has 3 exons.